Molecule: messenger RNA, 1282 nt
Organism: Lindgomyces ingoldianus
Lineage: Eukaryota; Fungi; Ascomycota; Dothideomycetes; Pleosporales; Lindgomycetaceae
Exons: 1
Coding region: 293-913 (206 amino acids)
Source: RefSeq, a predicted model, not a curated record
GCCUUUUUCAACCACGCAGACUUCAUUCUGCGGCCGCCAGCGUAUUCUGUCUGCCGCUCUGUGCCCUUGCAUACCGCGCCAUAGCAACGCCUGUACAUGUGCGACCCCGUGCACCGUCUCUCUGCCGUGUAAAUUCGUCCCUCCGCACCGGUUCAACUCCUGAGCAGCGUUCACGGCAGCGACUGCGACACUUGUUCACACGCACCAUCGCUCUCGACAAGCCAUUGCUUGUCUGGCCAGCCCAAUUGCGAGCCCCGACUGCCUCCACCGCACUGCUAGUUACCCCAUCACCAUGACGGGGGGCAAGUACCAGCCGCUCACGCUGACCCCGAUCAACUUCUCGCUAACGGAGGGCACGUCGAUUCCUGCGCCGCUCGACUCUCCACCAGAUACACCACGCCCUCCCACGCCUGGCAAGGGACCGCUCUCCUCGCACCCGACACCCAACUCUGCGACGUUUCCCCCGUCGGCAGACUCGCCACCGCCGAAAGAGUCAACCGACUCGACUGCGGACUCGCACCUCCAGAAGACGGUCACCAGCGAUGGAACCAGCAGCACGCUAUCCCCGACAAGCCCGUCCUCAAAGCGACCGUCGUCGGUGCGCAAGUUCCUCGGGCUGCGCACGUUGUCGUCGUCCGACAGCCUCAAGUCGGACCGGCCGGGAUCACCGGCAACAGUAGACAGCAAGCCGAGUCUGAGUCGGAAAAAGAGCGGCAGCUGGUUCGGCAAGAGGAAGAGCACCAUGAUGUUCGGGUCUGUCCCGGAAGGGAAAGAGAACGCCGCGCCCCAGACGAACGGCAAGCCGGGGAGGAAGGGGCCACCGCCGCCCGCUCUGCCGGAGCUCAAGACUUUCGGGGUGAGCGACGAAGCCGUCAGCCUGGGAGCAGAGGACUUGUUCAAGAACAUAAAAUAAGCACGAGGACGACGAAACCAGGGCGAUGUCUUUUUAUGACGGAUUCAGAGCGGAUUGGGGUUUAAUUUUCACGAUUGUUUCAUUGGGGACAGGAGCGUGAGGGAUUGCGGAUUCUGUUCAUUUAUUUUGCAUACACGAUACCCCCCAGUCGGAGAGCGCAGGACGGCGGGAGUGGACUUGGUUGGAAGUGCAAAUGUCUUUGGAUAAGAUGUGUCAUGGCCGAGUGGGAGUCGGAAGGACGCAGCGACUGGGGAUGAGGCGGAGAAGACUGGAGCAGUGUUGAAUAUUUUGCGGACAUUCCCUCUUCUUGUACAUUGAUCUUCCCCUGCCAGACUUGGUUUGGAUCUUGCAGAGCAGCUGUAUUGAGAC